Messenger RNA from Lytechinus pictus (painted urchin), 552 nucleotides. RefSeq lists its product as uncharacterized. The coding region runs from base 1 to 552 and encodes 183 amino acids. Gene Ontology annotation, molecular function: nucleic acid binding. The record is from RefSeq and is a predicted model, not a curated record. The transcript has a single exon. NCBI's taxonomy places the organism in Eukaryota, Metazoa, Echinodermata, Echinoidea, Temnopleuroida, Toxopneustidae.
AUGAUAUCUGCUUUUGUCGAUAAGAAACAGGAAGAAUGGGACAUGAACUUAUCGCUCUUGACUGCUGCCUACCGUAGCACCAUUCAUGAGACAACUGGAUUUUCGCCAAAUUUUCUUAUGUUGGGGCGUGAGGUUAGAACCCCUAUUGAAAUUGCCCUUGGUGUGGAUAAUUCCGACGUCAAUGACUAUGACUAUGACGAGUUUGCCUCAAAUAUCGUUUCCACUAUGAAGGAUGCAUACAAUAUAGCUCGUGAGCAUCUGUCCUCACAAACCCAGAGACAGAAGAGGGACUAUGAUUCUAGACUAUCAGUGAACACCUACCAGCCAGGGGACUUACUCUACUAUCUAGACACCACAAAACAAAAAGGACUUUCUCCUAAAUUAAAGUCUGCUUUUUGGAUGGGACCAUGUAUCGUUACCAGAAAGCUAAGUGAUUUGGUGUCUGAAAUCAAAUCUCAACAGAAGGGCAAACUUAAAGUCCUUCACCAUGGUCGUCUCAAACCCUUUCGAAGCACCGAUAUCCCAAAAUGGGUAAAAGCUAGAACACGCUGA